CGCGGGCGCCGCCUCUGCCGUUGCCCCGGUAACCUGGCGGCGGGCGGACGGGAUGAGCGCGGCCGAGGUGGACGAGAGGAUCAGCCGCAAAUAUCAGCUGAAGAGGCGGCUGGGCAAGGGGGCUUAUGGAAUAGUGUGGAAAGCAAUUGAUCGACAGACAGGAGAGGUGGUGGCGGUGAAGAAAAUCUUUGAUGCCUUCAGAAACCAGACAGAUGCUCAGAGGACAUUUCGUGAAAUUUUGUUUCUUCAGGAAUUUGGAAAUCAUGGCAAUGUAAUCAAACUGCUCAAUGUCAUUCGAGCAGCAAAUGACAGGGACAUCUACUUGGUCUUUGAGUUCAUGGAGACGGAUUUGCACGCGGUGAUAAGGAAGGGAAACCUCCUGAAAGAUAUUCACAUCCGCUACAUCCUUUACCAACUGCUGAAGGCCACCAAGUUCAUCCACUCGGGAAAUGUCAUUCACCGGGAUCAAAAGCCUUCAAACAUCCUCCUGGAUGCGGACUGUUUUGUCAAACUGUGUGAUUUUGGGCUGGCUCGCUGCAUCAAUCAGAUACAAGAGGAGCAGGGGAACCCCGCACUGACGGAGUACGUGGCUACUCGCUGGUAUCGAGCACCAGAAAUUCUCCUUGCAUCUCCCAGAUACACCAAAGGCGUGGACAUGUGGAGUGUUGGGUGUAUUUUAGGAGAAAUGCUGCUCGGGAAACCGCUGUUUCCAGGAACUUCCUCAAUAAAUCAAAUUGAAAGAAUCAUGAGUGUAAUUCCAGCCCCCUCAAAUGAAGACGUGCAGUCCAUUAACUCGGAUUAUGGAGCAUCAGUUGUUCAGAAGAUUUUGACCAGGCCCAGAACCUCGAUCGAUCAACUCCUACCAAGCACCACACCCUCAGAUGCUCUGGACCUCCUGAACAAGUUACUGGUCUUCAAUCCAGAUCAUCGGCUCACUGCUGAGCAGGCCCUUGGACACCCCUACCUCAGCAGGUUUCACAACCCAUCCAAGGAGCCAAAGCUGGAUUAUGAUAUCGUGCUGCCAGUGGAUGAUGACACACAGCUGUCUGUGGCUGAGUAUCGGAACAAGUUGUACCAGAUGAUCCUGGAGAGGAAGACAAAUGCUCGCCUGCAGAGGCAACUGAUGAAGGAACCGGAGCCACUGAAAUCGCCUCCAGGCUCAGAGCCGAAAGAAGUGACUUCAGCCAGUUCCAGGACCCCAGCGGUUCCUGACACUAGGGGAUCUGCUCACGAGGAGAAGGUGUUCACCCAUCCCACCACAAAUGUCACCUCAUAUAAUCCAAUAACCCACAGCCCGUUAACAUAUGCAGCCGCUCCAAAACCCAAGGCCACAAUCACAAAGCCGAGAGAGCCGUCCUGUGAAGAAGAUGUUCCAGACGAUGUCAAACGUGGAGGCGGCGGGGAAUCCGAAAGCUGCCUGGGGCAGUUACUCGCAGACCUAUGGAGUCAUCAGUCAAACCGGCCUGGAGAAUCUGCGCAACCUCCACAGGGAAAACAGGCCCUAGACACAGAGCUGGAGCAGGGCCAGGAGACAGUGGGGCAGGAGGAGCUUGGCAUCAGGUGGACAAUUCAGGACAAGACAGGCACAGGAGCAGGUGGACAGGAGGACCAACAUAGGAUGGACAGUGCUGGACAGAUACACAGCACACACAGGACGGGAGGCCAGUGUUAGACACACACACAGCACGCACAGGACGGGAGGGUGGGAAGGACAGGGGAUUGCACAAAGGAGAAAUUGAAAGGAGUAUACACCAGACUGCACAGGACUCUAUGACUGAACGGCAUCCACACUCUUUGUGUAAUUGUAGUUUCAUUGUUCUACGGGAAAAGGUUUUGUAUAUUGGUAUCUGAUUUUUGUAACCUUGUUUUUGAUGACGAUUCAUGGUUUAAUGCCACAAGGAGAUUGUUUGCCUUCCCUAACGGGCUGGUGAAGUUUGGUGUCAUUCUCCAGCGGAGCUUCAGGGGCCUCUGUCCCAGCCCUGUGAAUGAUCCAUCGAUUUCUGUUGCAAAGGGAUGUCGUCCCUGAGGGGGUUCCUGUGCCAGUGAUGAUCCUGUUGUCGGAGCCGGGUUACUGUGUGCAGAGCCGGUGGUUGUAAUUCUCUCAUUUGGUGGUCACUCAGCCAGCCGAUGCCCAUCUGCCUCCACCACCCAGAGCCCUGGACCUGGGUCGUGCACCUGCCCUGUGCCAGGCACCUCUUCGCCAUUGUCUCGCCCUCUCCUCUGGCAGAUGUUUGCCUCCUGUUGUGGAGUGUCAGGUAAUUUUGGGGUCUAACAAUGGACUGUUUCCUGUAAAUACAUGGUAAACCGUGUGUUCUCUGGAUAUGCCAGACCAUGCUGGUCUUCUUAAUGGAUUUUUAAUAAAACUCAACAAUUUACACUCUUUGUGGUUGAAGAAGUGGCCAAUUGACCCCACCCUCAUAACUACACCCACCCUAACCUCCUGACCCCACCCCCAUAACUACACCCACCCUAACCUCCUGAUCCACCUCCAAGACCACUGAUAAGCUUCUCCUUACCAUCCCCUGGGGAGUCUUCCCCUGCUACCCGUGCCUUUCCAUUGCAUCUGAUCCCCCUUUCCUGACUGUGGACCCCUCCUUUCCCUCCUGUGACAGGGCUCCCCACUCACAAGCCCCUUUCCCCACGUGAGCUGCAGACCCUACCCAGCCUCAGCUGCCUCCUACACUCAGAUCCCACAGCACAAGAUGAAAUAGCUCUCUAUCACAGGCCAGUGACGCAGUCAGAAUCAGGUUUAUUAACACGGACAUAUGAUGUGAAAUGAGUUGUUUUCAGCAGCAGUACAGUGCAAGGCAUAAAAUUACUAGAAAUUACAAAAAUAAAUAGUGCAAAAAAGGAAUAACAAGGUAGUGUUCAUGGACCAUUCAGAAAUAUGAUGGCGGAGGGGAAGAAACUGUUCCUGAAUCAUUGAGUGUGGGUACUUCCUCCCCAUGGUAGUAAUGAGAAGAGGGCAUGUCCUGGAUGGUGAGGGUCUUUAGUGAUGGAUGCCGCCUUCCUGAGGCACCAUCUCUUGAAGAUGUCCUUGAUGAUGGGGAAGGUUGUGCCCCUGAUGGAGCUGGCUGAGUCUACAACCCUCUGCAGCUCUUGUGAUCCUGUGCAUUGGAGGCUCCAUAUCAGGCUGUGAUGCAACCAGUCAGAAUGCUCUCCACCGUACAUCUAUAGAAAGUUGCAAGAGUCUUUGGUGACAGACCAAAUCUCCUCAAACUACUAAUGAAGUAGAGCCGCUGGCGUGCCUUCCUCAUGAUUGCAUCAAUGUGUUGGGUCCAGGAUAGAUCUUCCUAGAUGUUGAUGCCCAGGAACUUGAAGCUGCUCACCCUUUCCACCACUGACCCCUCAGUGAGGACUGGUGUGUGUUCUCCUGACUUCCCCUUCCUGAAGUCCACAAUCAAUUCCUUGGUCUUGCUGAUGUUGAGUGCGAGGUUGUUGUUGUGACACCACUCAACCAACCAAUCUAUCUCACUCCUGUACGCCUCCUCAUCGACAUCUGAGAUUCUACCAACAACAAUGGUGUCAUUUGUGAAUUUAUAGAUCGUGUUUAAGCCACACAGUCAUGAGUAUAGAGAGAGUAGAGCAGUAGGCUAAGGACACAUCCUUUAGGUGGACCAAUGUUGAUUGUCAGUGAGGAGGAGGUGUUAUUCCCAAUCUGCACUGACUGUGGUGUCCUGAUAAGGAAGUACAUGAUCCAGUUGCAGAGGGAGGUACAGAUGCCCAGGUUUUAAAGCUUGGUGAUUAAUACUGAGGGGGUGAUGGUGUUGAA
Molecule: messenger RNA, 3772 nt
Organism: Pristis pectinata (smalltooth sawfish)
Lineage: Eukaryota; Metazoa; Chordata; Chondrichthyes; Rhinopristiformes; Pristidae
Gene: mapk15
Product: mitogen-activated protein kinase 15
Exons: 12
Coding region: 53-1672 (539 amino acids)
Biological process (GO): intracellular signal transduction; protein phosphorylation
Cellular component (GO): nucleus; cytoplasm
Molecular function (GO): ATP binding; MAP kinase activity
Source: RefSeq, a predicted model, not a curated record